Anolis carolinensis (green anole) is the source of this 5188-nucleotide messenger RNA. RefSeq names its product UDP-GlcNAc:betaGal beta-1,3-N-acetylglucosaminyltransferase 7 (gene b3gnt7). Lineage: Eukaryota; Metazoa; Chordata; Lepidosauria; Squamata; Anolidae. Gene Ontology annotation, molecular function: UDP-glycosyltransferase activity; hexosyltransferase activity. The coding region runs from base 120 to 1328 and encodes 402 amino acids. Gene Ontology annotation, cellular component: Golgi membrane. The transcript is spliced from 2 exons. The record is from RefSeq and is a predicted model, not a curated record.
GGCUUUCACUGCUUGUCGUUGAAGCCAUUCAAAGCCUCCCGGGUCAGAAAGAGAGGCGGUUUUUUAGCCUAAAGCGGAGAAGGAAAAUCCGGAUUAUCUUUUCCCUGCGGGUAUUUAACAUGUUCCAGUGGAAGAAGACUGUCUACAAGAGCGUCCUCCUCUCCUUCGCGCUGGUGGUGGCCGUGACGGUGCUGCAGCGUGGCAUGGCUCCCACGCAGCUCUUCCAAGGCCAGCCGCCAGUCAAAGAGUCGGUGUCCCAGGAGCCACUCAAAGCCCAGAAGAGGGACGGGGUCAUCUCGGCCGCCAACAGUUUCUGGAAGAAGGAGAUCCCCACGGCCGAGGAGACGGCUCCGGCGGAGAAGCAGGUGACGGCGUGGGACGUCACCACCAUCAACUGCUCGGCCAACCUGAACUUCACCAAGGACGACUGGUUCAAGGGCCUGGAGCCCAACUUCCGCCAGUUCCUGCUCUACCGCCACUGCCGCUACUUCCCGAUGCUCAUCAACCACCCGGAGAAGUGCGGCGGGGACAUCCACCUCCUGAUCGUGGUCAAGUCCAUCAUCACGCAGCACGACCGCCGGGAAGCCAUCCGCCGGACGUGGGGCCGCGAGAAAGAGGUGGGCGGCCGGAAGGUGCGGACGCUCUUCCUCCUCGGCGUGGCCUCCAAGGAAGAGGAGCGGGCCAACUACCAGAAGCUGCUGGAGUAUGAGGACUACAUCUACAAGGACAUCCUGCAGUGGGACUUCUUGGACAGCUUCUUCAACCUCACCCUCAAGGAGGUCCACUUCCUCAAGUGGUUCGACAUCUACUGCGACCGGGUCCGCUUCAUCUUCAAGGGGGACGACGACGUCUUCGCCAGCCCGGACAACAUCCUGGAGUUCCUGCAGGACCAAAAGGAAGGCGGAGACCUCUUCGUGGGGGACGUCCUCCUCAAGGCCCGGCCCAUCCGCAAGAAGGAGAACAAGUACUACAUCCCCAGCGCCUUGUACAGCAAGAACAACUACCCGCCCUACGCCGGCGGAGGGGGCUUCGUGAUGGACGGCCCGUUGGCCAAGAAGCUGCACCGGGUCUCGGAGACCUUGGAGCUGUACCCCAUCGACGACGUGUUCCUGGGCAUGUGCCUGGAGGCGCUCAAGGUGGCACCCGUGGCCCACGCUGGCUUCAAGACCUUCGGCAUCGUCAAGAACAAGAACAGCAAACUGAACAAGGAGCCCUGCUUCUACCAGAGCAUGAUGGUGGUCCAUAAACUCCUCCCGGCGGAGCUGCUGGCCAUGUGGGAUCUGGUCCACAGUAACUUGACCUGCUCCAGGAAACUCCAGAUCCUUUAGCUCCGCCUUUUGUACUGGGAGGAAACCUAGACUGGUGCGAUAUCCAAACUCCUCGCCAAGGAGGAGGAAACCGUGUAAGACACGGAACACCAACGGGGAAGUCGUCCCGGUAUUUUAUGUUUAUUUGGGGAUUUUUUGGAGACAAAAGAUGGACAGUAGACUAUGUUGAGAAGGGGACUCCACUGGGCAUUUUCGGGGACGAGCCACAAAGAUUUGGCCUCCUCCGUUCUUUCCGUCACUACAGUGAGCAAAAAGAUCCAACUUUAUUUUUGGUUGUCGUGCUCCUGUGGUGUAUUUCUCAGCUGCGGGCUGGUCCCGAAAGUGCAGAUACCUUUAUUUCAAGAUGAAUGAAUGUGUGCACCAGAGUGGAUGAAGACUUGGAGGCUCCGUUGUGAUAACUCCGUCGACACGUUUACGCCAAAGGCUUGGAAGAAGAAGGGGCUGCGAUGGCGAUGGUUUUAAGUCCAGGUUGUAAGCUGAUGCAUAACAAUUGUGCAAUUUGCACAAGGAGGCGUUGGACCUCCUUACAUGUGCAAAUGUGCAGAAGGUACAACCACCAGCAAAACCUGGAGUUUGCAAUCACUUUUCUCCUCCAUAUUUCUGCCUCUGAUGGAGAGGUUUGUAUACGUGUAACUUGUGUGAUUGUGUAGUUGGUGGAUCUCAUCCUUUAGUUCUCCAGCUCUUUUUAUAGAAUAAACAGCAGGUCUGGCCAAACUUGGGUUCUCCAAAUGUUUUGGACUGGAACUCCCACCAUUCCUAACCACCUCAGCCCCCUCACCCUCCUCAAUUUCCUUGUGAAACCGGGAAGUUUUCCCGAGAUGCCAGAUUAGGUUUGAGAACAGAGGGAGUGAAGAAUAGAGCAAUUAGGCGUUCUGAGAGAAUCUGUGAGAAGUCCUUGAGUCAAUGGCAUCUCAAAUGGGGAAGCACAAUGCCAUUCAAACAAAAGGUUCAGGCAAGGGCAAACUUCUGCCGUCAGGUGUUUUGGACUGCAACUCCCACCAUUCCUAACAGCCUCAGCCCCCUCAGCCUCCUCAAUUUCCUUGUGAAACUGGGGAGUUUUCCCGAGAUGCCAGAUUAGGUUUGAGAACAGAGGGAGUGAAGAAUAGAGUAAUUAGGCGUUCUGAGAGAAAUUAUAGAGAAAUUCUGGAAGAAGAAGUCCAAAACAUCUGGAGAACGAAAGGUCGGGAACCCUUGAUGUGUAACGCUCUCCAUCGGACAGAUUCCUUUCCUCCAUCUCUUGCUUUUGCUGAGCCAAGCGUGUGAUUUCACUUGUCCCAUCUGCAGGCUGGAAGGAAAUAAUGUGUUAAUGUAUGUAUGUAUAUAUAUAUAUAUAUAUAUAUAUAUAUAAUAGACAAUGCACGUUCUGGUGCAGGAAGGUUUUCUUUUCUGUUUGUAAGUGCAGCAAUGUAAUGUUUGCAAAGACGGAUGGGGUUGAUUGACACACGUCAAGGUUUACUGCCAUUCCUGAGUAAAUGCAUCUUUGGGCAUUACUGUGUCUUCUUUAGCAGACAAUUCGGCACAAUUAGGAAAGCAUAGAGUCCCUACAAGUCAAUAAUAAAAGGAAGGAGGGGAAAAAAGCAGGUCAACAUAUUUCAGCAAACAUUUUGUUAUUCAAACGAACCGUGUGCAGAAAUCAAACAAGCAGGUCGAGGCAGUCUUGCAUAAGUCAAUAAAAAUAUGCUGAAGCCUCUCUAAAGUUCACUUGAAGGUAUUUUCCAAAAGGCAUGCAGGGAUAUUCCUGAGCGUACAGUGGAAAAACGGAAGCGUGGAUAUUUAUUUUUAUUUAUUUACUUGGUUUUUAUUCCACCCUGGUAUAAGGGACGCAAACCUGACACAAUGCAAUUAAAACCAGCCUUCAGCGUGACAGGUUAACUCAUCGUUGUACAGAAAAUGACAUUCCAAGGAGAAGAAAAUAAGUCUAAUAAAUGAAGAUAUAUAAAAAUAUAAUUGCACAUUUUCAAGGCUGCAGUCUUGCCCUGAGAUUCCUCCCUAUACACAGGACCCUAUGCUUAUCCAAUGCAGAUGAUAGAUAAUGGGCAAUCCCUUCCUUCUUUCAGUGAAGAAUGGGAAUUAUGGAUUAUGAAUUAUCCCUGAUGCUAUCAGAAAGCAAACCAUAGCAUUCAUAGCUAGAGGUUGGACUAGAUGGCCUUUGGGGGACCCUUCCAGAUGUAGGAUCCUUUGUGUCAGUAACAUGGAUUUGGAGGCCCUUCCAACCUGAAUAUUUCUGUAAACUUUUCCAACUUUUGCUGUGAGUUUUCUGGGUUGCAUGGCCAUGUUCUCUCCUGACGUUUCUCCCACAUCUAUGGCAGGCAUCCUCAGAGGUUGUGAGGUCUGUUGGAAACUAGGCAGGUGAGGUUUAUUUAUCUGUCCAGGUUGGUAGAAAGAAGUCUUGUGAAUGUUGCAAUUGGCCAGCUUGAUGAUCAUUUAAUGACCUUACAGCUUCAAAGCCUGGCUGCUUCCUGCCUUGGGGGGAAUCCUUUGUUGGGAGGUGUUAGCUGGCCCUGGUUGUUUCAUGUCUGGAUUUCCCCAGUUUUCUGAGUAUUGCUCUUUAUUUACUGCCCUGAUUUUAGAGUUUUUUUUUUUAAUACUGGUAUCCUGGGGGAAUCCUUUAUUGGGAUGUGUUAGCUGGCCCUGAUUGUAUCUUGUCUGGGAUUCUUGUUUUUUUGAGUGUUGCUGUUUUUAUUUACUGUCCUGAUUUUAGAGUUUUCCCCAACAAAAGAUCCCUCCUCAAUGCAGGAAGCAGGCAGGCUUUGAAGCUGCAAGGCCAUUCAGUGCUAAUCAAGGUGAUUAAUUGCAACAUUCACACUUGCCUCCAACAGCAAAAAAAGGCAAACAUGAUAAAAAAUAUAAUGUACAAAUUCUUUUUUCCGCUCUGGAUAUAUAAUGUCCAAGUUCUUUGUUCUGCCGUGGAUAUAUAAACCGCACUUGCCUAGUUUCCAACAGACUUCACAACCUCUGAGGGUGCCUGCCAUAGAUGUGGGAGAAACGUCAGGAGAGAAUGCUUUUGGAAAAUAGCCAGACAGCCCGGAAAACUCGCAGAAAGCCAGUUAUUCUGGCCAUGAAAAAAAAACAAUUUUUUCCAACUUUGCAAAACUCAAUAAAAGUUCUUUUUGGAGCAUGCUGUUUGGGGAUUCUGGGAUCUCUGUAUCUGUAUUGCAAUGAAAAAGGAACACACUUUUCCUCCUUUCUAAAUGGAAAAGUCAACAGAGCGGAGGGGAGGGCUUGGCAGGCUUUCCUUGGCUGAAUUCUUCUCAAUCUGAAGGUGCUUUCUGAGCACAACCCGGGGCAACAAGAAGGGCAUUAUUAGCAGAGUUUUCAGAGGGGACGAGGUGCUCCAAACUUCUGGGAAAAUCAUAAAUCGUCAAAUGAGUCAACUUUGCGGAAAGUUAGCAGAAGAUUCAGGACCAUUGCCUGUGACUUUGUUUUUUACUGUGAACUUUUUAUUAUUAUUUAUGAAGGUGAUUUUUUAUUCCCAGAGAAGGAGGAAAGGAACUGCUCCCUCUCUUGAUUUUUUUUUUUGCAAAGUUGCAAACUUUUGCUCCCCGUUUCUUCCUUGUUUCUUUUAAUAGUGAAGGCAAUAUGCUUUGGCCUGGGCAGAGCCCGACAACCAUCGCGUGCGGUGGAAGCAUCUAUUUAUGCAGAGACAGAUCUGCAUGUAAUUCCUUUUAAUUUAUAUACCUACACAAUACAUAUUAUCUGGAUGUCUAUUUAUAGCAGAUGCUGUCGAAACCUCUGUUUGUGUGUCUGAGAGCGGAGAUCCAUGUCGCUUUGUCCUGAUGGAGCUGUACAUAUCAAUGCCAUGGAAUUUUAUGAUUAUUUUGGUUUCUAAAUAAAAUGUUUUGUGUAAGAAAAAGGAAAAA